This is a messenger RNA of Physcomitrium patens, 1104 nucleotides long. RefSeq names its product BAG family molecular chaperone regulator 6, mitochondrial. Lineage: Eukaryota; Viridiplantae; Streptophyta; Bryopsida; Funariales; Funariaceae. Gene Ontology annotation, biological process: protein folding. The record is from RefSeq and is a predicted model, not a curated record. Gene Ontology annotation, molecular function: protein-folding chaperone binding.
GCUUGCUUCAAGAACUCAAAGACCAUUCGAGAUCACGUUGCUUCACAGAGGUCUCAGUUCUUUUGCGGAUUAGCACACCAAAGCCCUGCUCUGUUGAGAUUCAAGCCCUAGUCGUCUGUGCAGGCUUUACUGUGCACAGCUUUAGGUUCUGAUACGAUUCAUAUUCUCUUGAGCAGGUCACAAGUACCGCAUUUCCUCGCUUUCUUGUGGAGUUCUAUCUGAUUUGAUCUGUGAGACAAAUUACAGGUCUUGGGAAAGCAAAAUUGUACAACAAAAAUUUGGUCAUUUAAUGUUUGAGUACAAUGUCGGGACGUAAUUCGGCGUUGGAAGCUCCAGCAAGUACGGUGUUGGCCGCAACCAUCAUACAAGCUCACUGGCGAGGGUCUGUGCUGCGCCGAACCAGUCCACUGGAGAAGCUGCAAAUAAUUCACCAAGUUCGACAAGAUCUUAAGGACCACAUCCAAGUGUUGGCAGAUGCUGCUCAGUUCGAGAAGCUCUGCGCAGAUCCUAAGGAACGUUUGAGAUGGAGCGAGUGUGCAAUGACGUUGCUGCUGCGGCUUGACUCUAUUCAGGGUGCUCAUGCAUACGUGCGAGAUGUACGUAAAGUCACCUCCAAGGAAGUGAUCGCGUUCCAGGAGAUUAUCGAUUCUACCGCAAAGGACGCUUCCAGCGAUGUGAUCAGAAGGGCCCUAAAAUCAACGCUUACAAUGUUUCGUAACAUGGACCACAUACUUGAAAGGUAGCUUUGAACGAAAGAUUGGUUUUACUCAACGCAACGAGUUCACUUCCCCGUUCGUAAUGGCAGCAAGAGAGCAACCUCCCUCGUUGAGUGAAAAGGUUCGUCCGUGAUACCCAGACUGUUCAAGUUGGUAGCAAAUAAUUUCGAUUUGGACAUGUACUACCCCUAGUGUUUAUUUCAGCGUCUCAAGCAUCAACAUUUAUAAUUUAAAACGAGAGAUUGUAGCUCCUUGCAGACAUUCUCAGUUGAGCUGCAGCGGUUAUUUAAAAGCAGUUUCACCAAGACGUCAAAACAUGCUGUACACAUGGUGAACUACAAGUAUUGAAGACAAAGUUUGAAAUUCAAAUAUUUUACAUUCUUCUUUA